Molecule: messenger RNA, 2885 nt
Organism: Diabrotica virgifera virgifera (western corn rootworm)
Lineage: Eukaryota; Metazoa; Arthropoda; Insecta; Coleoptera; Chrysomelidae
Product: RNA-binding protein 25
Exons: 14
Coding region: 261-2705 (814 amino acids)
Biological process (GO): regulation of alternative mRNA splicing, via spliceosome; mRNA processing
Cellular component (GO): spliceosomal complex
Molecular function (GO): mRNA binding
Source: RefSeq, a predicted model, not a curated record
GUGUCUUUACGUUAUGGUGGAUUCGUUUUGUGUAAAACGAGUACAUACAUUGUGAUUUUACUGAAAAGAUGCGAAGUUAAAAUGGACGGUGCCGUGUAAAUCAAAUCAAUUUCUUGUUGAUCAAUUAAGUAGUAAUUUAACUGUAGUGAAAACAUUAGGUUUUAUAAUUUUAAGCGAUAUAGAUACAUUAACUGCUAUACCGUUAAAAAGUCGUGUCAAUCCUGUGAUAAAUUUGAAGCUUCUUUAAUAAAAUAUCAAGAAUGUCUUAUCCAGGUCGUCCUCCAAUUAUGCAAGGGCUUCCCAUGUAUAUGCCCAUGGGGGCGCCAACGGCUCCUCUAAUGCCAGCUGUUAUGCCUAUACAACAUAUGGUACCCAUUCAGGUAACUAGUGCACCUCAAAUUAGGGCUUUUCCCAAGCUAAAUCCCAAUAGAGAACAGCAGAAGCAAAAUCAAGGUCCAGCUGUAACUGUUUUUGUGGGUAACAUUACAGAGAAAGCCCCAGAUGUUAUGAUCAGACAAAUUCUAGCUACUUGUGGACAUGUACUUAGUUGGAAGAAAGUCAAGGCAUUCGGAUUUUGUGAAUUAGCUGGACCAGACGCUGGUUUGAGGGCUGUGAGACUUCUGCAUGAUCUUAUGAUAGGAGACAAACGUCUUGUAGCAAAAGUAGAUGCUAAAACAAAAACAGUUUUAGAUGAAUAUAAAGCCGAAAGAAGAAAAAAGCAAACGGGAUCCACUUCUCCACUUCAGGAUGAACCUGAAGAAGAAGAACUUGAUGAAGAAACACAAGCUCUCGAUGCAACAGCAUCAGAAAGAAUCAAACAAAUCAUGAAGGAAUAUGAGGAAGAAAUGACCAAUUAUGAGUCCAAAAAAGAAGUUUUAGCUGAAGCAGAAGUGGAGGAAGAAAAGAGAGAUCUAAUCACCAGAGAAAUAGGGAAGUUUCGUGAAAUCAUGAAAAAACAAGAAGAAGAAAAAGAAGUCCGAAAGAAAAAGGAAGAACAGAAAGAAAAAUCAACUCGAGACCGGGACAGAUCUCAUACCCAUUCACCUAGUCCGAGGAGAAGAGAAAAAGAUGAGAAGAAAAGAAGACGAUCAAGAUCCAGGUCACAUGAAAAAAGUCGGGAAAGAGACAGAGACAGGGAACGUGAAAAGGAAAGAGAACGUGAUCGUGAUAGAGAAAGAGAGCGAGAACGUGAAAAAGAACGGGAGCGUGAGAGAGAACGCGAUAGAGAUAGGGAACGAGAGCGUGAUAGAGACAGAGAGCGAGAAAAGGACCGCGAUCGAGAAAGAGACCGAGACGAUCGUAGAAGUAGUAGAGAUAUGUUGAAAGAAAAAGAAAUGGAAGAAGAGGCCAAGGAGAAGAAGAAAGCCGAAAGGAGAGCAAGAGAAAAGGAAGCUGCCUAUCAAGAACGGUUAAGAGCUUGGGAAACUAGGGAACGACGCAAAGCCAAAGAUUAUGAGAAAGAAAGAGAGAAGGAAAGAACAAAGGAAGAGGAAAGAGAACGCGACGCUAAAAGGUUAAAAGAAUUCUUGGAAGAUUAUGAUGACGAAAGAGACGACCUUAAAUAUUACAAGGGCAGAGAGCUGCAAAAGAGGUUAGCUGAGCGUGUAAAAGAAGCAGAUGGAGAUGGACGCGAUAGAAUAAAGGAAAAGGAAGAAAUAGAAGAACUUAAAAAUAGGAUAUUUUCAGGCGAACAUGAAGAUCCUAGUGCGGAAUUCGAAAGGAUAAAACGCGAAAGGGAAGAACAAUAUAAACCAAAGUUAUUGAUUGAUGUAAAUUUAGAGCAUUGGAAACAGAAAGAAAGGGAAAAGGAGAGGGAAUUGGAAAGGCAAAAAGCCCGCGAAAGAGAAAGAAUGCGGGAAUUGGAUAGAGAAAGAGACAGACAACGAAAACGAGAAGAACGAGAAAAGUACAUUAUGGAACAAGCAGCUCAGGAAUUAGCAGCAGUGGAGGCGGAACCAAUCGAUAGUGAUAGUGAUAUGGAAGCUGAUAAUCAUUACAGUCCUGCUCCUCCUGAACCAGACCCUGUUUCUAUGGAUAAUUCUAAUUCGGCUCAGUGGACCCAAGUGCAAGCUCCAGACGAAGAUUCCAAGCAUUCGUUUAUAUCAAAUCAUGACGAACACGUAGUUCCACCUACCAGUACGGGAAUGAAGAUCACCUUAGCUAAACCAAUUACUUUACAAUCACCAACUAGAGAUUCCAAACGACGAAAAUCGGAUCUUAGAGAAGUGUUUAAUCCAGAUGAGGACGAUAGCAAUACUCAAAUUAAAAAACGGAAAUUAGUACCCUUAGAUUAUAACGAAGAUAAAAAAUCAAAAAGAGAGAAAGAAAAUGGUGAAAGCAAAAAAUCAGAAGAAUCGAAAUCUCAAGAGGAAAAACGUAGAAAUAUCAAAUCUUUAAUAGAACGAAUUCCAACUGAAAAAGAAGCCCUAUUUGCGUAUCAUCUAGACUGGAGUGCCAUAGAUAGUGUUCUUAUGGAAAAGAAAAUUAGACCGUGGAUAAAUAAGAAAAUAAUAGAAUAUAUAGGGGAACCAGAACCAACGCUAGUAGAUUUUAUUUGUUCAAAAGUAUUAGCUGGCUCACAGCCUCAAGUUAUAUUAGAAGAUGUGCAAAUGGUUUUGGAUGAAGAAGCAGAAGUAUUCGUUGUGAAAAUGUGGAGGUUGUUAAUUUAUGAAGUGGAAGCAAAAAAGCUAGGCAUAGGAAAAUAGUGACAUCUUUUGAUUGUACAUAUGGACCUCGUUUUAUUUAAUUAAGGCUAAGUUGUCAUACUUUAUCUUCAUAAUAGAUAUUCAAUCAUUUUGCAAAACAUAUUUUUGUAUGUUCUGUUAUCAAUUAUUUACAUGACCUAAUUAUUGUAUCUAUCGAUAAUAAAAAAUACGUUCAACGUU